Messenger RNA from Penicillium soppii, 309 nucleotides. RefSeq lists its product as uncharacterized. Lineage: Eukaryota; Fungi; Ascomycota; Eurotiomycetes; Eurotiales; Aspergillaceae. The coding region runs from base 1 to 309 and encodes 102 amino acids. The record is from RefSeq and is a predicted model, not a curated record. The transcript has a single exon.
AUGAAACCAACCACCUUCCUAGCCCUCCUGGCUCCAGCUGCCGUCCUCGCCGACUCACAACCCGCAACUGGCGGCGUCUCCUCCGACUUCGCGCACAAAUCCCCCGCAGUUUCAAUACCGGAACUUGCUCCGCGGGAGCAUUUUGCUCAUAUAAUCGAUCGCGACUUGCCCCUGUCGGAUGAGAUGCACCUGUUGACUGCGAGGCAUGUUCUCCAGGCGCGCAGUGAGGGUUCUCUUGGCCAGACGCCAUGGAUUGGCAUGGCUAUAGGGUUGACCUUUACUGCUUUGGCAGCUGUUAUGCUGGGGUGA